AUGGGGGAAGCCUCGUCAUUUCAUGAACCGAAGUACAAAGGUGUGAGGAAGAGGAAAUGGGGCAGGUGGGUGUCGGAGAUCAGGCUACCCAACAGCCGUGAGAGGAUCUGGUUAGGCUCGUAUGACACGCCAGAGAAAGCUGCUAGAGCUUUCGAUGCUGCGGCGUUUUGUCUUCGAGGCACCUCCGCCAAGUUCAAUUUUCCCGACCAACCACCAAAUAUUCCCGGAGCAAGGUCACUUUCUCCCUCCGAGAUACAAGCUGCCGCCGCUAACUUUGCCAAUUCAUUCCCAUUAUUCCCAUCUCCGUCAGGCUCAGUUUCAGAAGCCGCCGUCCCCAUGGAGGCUGAAACCUCCACCCCCUCCCUUCUCUGGCCAGAUAAUAAUAAUAAUGUGACGGAUUACGGAAUAUUUCCAGGAUUUGAUGAUUACUUCAUGCGGUCACCACCCAUCGUUUCUUCAAGGUCUCCUGAUUACGAUGAUGAGGAGAACUCAAACUACUGGGAUAUCUCGCAAGACCCAUCAUUCCUCUGGAGCUUUUAA
Messenger RNA from Lactuca saligna, 540 nucleotides. The record is from the annotation of a GenBank genome assembly. Lineage: Eukaryota; Viridiplantae; Streptophyta; Magnoliopsida; Asterales; Asteraceae.